This is a messenger RNA of Penicillium canescens, 573 nucleotides long. Its product is annotated as DOPA 4,5-dioxygenase family protein. NCBI's taxonomy places the organism in Eukaryota, Fungi, Ascomycota, Eurotiomycetes, Eurotiales, Aspergillaceae. The coding region runs from base 1 to 573 and encodes 190 amino acids. The record is from RefSeq and is a predicted model, not a curated record. The transcript is spliced from 4 exons.
AUGACAGACCAAUUCGCUUUCUCAUAUCCCUCUCCAUUGAAGGACUACGAAAACCUCGAGCCACUGCCUGAGGACAGAAGCGAAGAUGGGAAGUCGUUCAAGAACCCUCAGCAUGGUGUUCUAAGUAAAGCUUAUGAAGAAUUCCCGGAUCCUCUUGACAAGAGUCGACGGGGUGGUUUCGAUAUUCAUAUCUAUCAUUUCCAGAGCAAUCCGGAACAAGCUGCGUAUGCCAAAGCUCUCUGGGAACGAAUUCGACGAGAAUUCCCCGAACUACGAAUCUACACCUUCUUCGACCGACCUAUCGGACCACACCCAGUAGCCAUGUUCGAAGUGAACCUGUUCACCCCAGCGCAAUUCGGCGCCUUUGUUCCCUGGCUGGUUAUCAAUCGGGGUCCGCUGAGUGCUCUCAUCCAUCCUAAUACAGUGCACAGCGAGGAAGAACGUAAUCACACUCAACGUGCUACUUGGCUCGGGGAUCGGCUUCCGUUGGAUUUGAGGCCUUUUAAACUUAUGCAGGAGAAGGAGAAGAAGGAGGCGGAGGAGGCCGAGCGGGUUAAGAAGGGGAGCUUAUAG